GUUUUGGUUUUUAACCAAACUUUGCCCACUUCUAGUUUUUGGUCCGUUUCAAAAGAAAAAAAAUGUUUCAGAUGCCGUUGGUGUAACUAAAGUGAUGAGUAGGGGUGUAUAUAACAGUUCUCUUAAUUUCCAUGGAAUUUAUUUAUUUAUUUAAAAAUUCAUGAUAUUGGGACUGAAAUGGAGUUUGUGAUUCAUCCUCUUCACAGUGCAAAAGCUCACAAACAGAAUUGAUUUCUUCAUUCCAUUGAAGGCACAACUGAUGCACCAUAGAAACUAGAAAUCUCCGUUUUUAGCGAUUUGAUGGCGGCAACGGGUUUCGGUGGCGCAAUCGCACCGACGCCACUGGUUAGAUCGUGGAGAACCUCCUUCUUGACGCUGAGAGAUGAAACCCUAACGAAUCUUCCUCGCACUUCCACACCUCAAUUGCUCAACAAUCUCAUUUUCUCUCAUUCUCAUACUUUGUUAUGUGCCGCACCGGAACUUCCUUCUCACGAGGUUUUAUCGGACAUUUUGUUUAUGAUGGAAUUGGUUGCAUCUACUUCUUCAGAUCAAGAUGAGUGUAUUCAUAUAUAUACUCAGACAUCACGUUUGAUCCAUGAUAUAUGUCGGCAUGUUAAGUUUGAGAUAAAUAGCUCAUCUUUUAGUAGUGUUCUCGGUUGUUUUCGGAAGAUGCUGGUUCGGUUUCUCGGAAAAAAUGCAACCGGUAAUGAGUUAACUGGAAUUUGGAGAACCACAGCAAUAGUUUCUGCUGUUGAAUGCUUGCAUGCUAUUAGAUGUAUCAUUACUCAAUCGCAUCGAAGAUGGUUGCAGUCUGAAGAUACUAUAUUAGUUAAAUUUCUAGUUGAUGUUAUUGUUAGCUUUCAAGGUGUGUCAUUUUUGAUGCCUCAUUCAGUAUACAAAGAAAGACCAGCUGUGGUUAAUAUGAGUUUUUCCACAGAAAGCAGUUCAAGUGAGCUACAGACAAUAGCUUUUGAGAUGCUCAGCGAAGCAAUCUCAAGAGCUGGGUCAUCCUUCCCCGUUGAUAUCUGGAGAUCAAUGCUUGAGGUAGUCAGAAAAACAAUGGAUGUCAUGGCAUUAAAAACCCCAGUUGUGGAAGAUAAUGCAAUGUCCAGGUUUUAUGAAUCUUUCCUGAGCUGUUUGCAUCUGAUUCUUACUGAUCCUAAAUGUUCAGUAUCUGAUCAUGUCUCAGUUUUUGUUGCUGUGUUGCGAAUGUUCUUAAAUUAUGGACUUUCUGGUAGAACCCCAAUUACUUUGCUUGUUGGGCAUUCCAAGAAGGAUCUUAAUAAUGUAAGUCCUAAGGCUCAUAGGGAGCAACUGAACAAGUCAGAUCAUAGUGUAUAUAGGCCUCCACACUUGCGCAAAAGGGACUGCUCAAAUAUGAAUCCCAAUAGAGCUACGAAUUCUCAAUAUAUCUCUGAUAGUGAAUCUUCUACUAUCAAUGUUACAUCUUCAGAUUCAGAUUUUAGUGAUGGAGAUGGAUCAGCUAAAGAGAGUGCUAGAGGGCAGAACUCUAGGGUUAGAGUUGCUGCUAUAAUUUGCAUACAGGAUCUUUGUCAAGCUGAUUCUAAAUCUUUCUCGAUGCAAUGGUCCUUGCUUUUGCCAACCAGUGACGCACUACAACCAAGGAUGCGGGAUGCAACUUUAAUGUCUUGCCUGCUAUUUGAUCCCUGUUUGAAGGCCCGUAUGGCAUCUGCAUCAACUCUAGUGGCCAUGUUGGAUGGUCCUUCUUCCAGUUUCCUGCAAGUAGCAGAAUACAAAGAAUCUAGCAAAGUUGGAUCUUUCACUGCACUUUCAAGCUCUCUUGGGCAAAUUUUACUCGAAAUUCAUAGAGGUAUUCUUUACUUGAUACAGCAUGAAGCUCAUGGCAAAUUGCUCGCAUUGUUGCUCAAAAUUAUCAGGCUUUUGGUAUUACAUACACCAUAUUCGAGAAUGCCACCAAAUUUGUUGCCUACUGUUAUUACUUCUCUUAGAACAAGGAUUAAAGAAGGGUUUCGGUACAAAAAUGACCAGAAUAAUCUGCUGGAUGCUGCAGUUGGUUGUUUGACAUUAGCUCUGUCUACCUCACCAUCCUCUGCUCAAGUAAGGAAGAUGCUCUAUGAUGAGGUUUCCUCAGGUUAUCUUGAGAAUGAAAAGAAGUCGGGUGUUCUUUCUUUGUUAUUUGAAUAUUCAUCGCAAGGAAGUUGCCCAAGCAUUUGCCUUGAAGCCCUUCAGGCACUUAAAGCUGUAUCCCACAAUUACCCUAGCAUAGUGACUGCAUAUUGGGAACUAGUUUCUGCAACUGUAUAUGGUUUUCUUAGUAGUACUGUUUGUCCCGAAGUUCCUUCAAAGCAGUCAAGUGAACAUGUUGGGGGUACAACUGCACUUAUUAACGAAAAAGUUCUUAUCACUGCUAUUAAGGUUCUAGACGAGUGUCUUCGGGCUGUGUCUGGAUUUCAAGGAACAGAGGAUCUUUCAGAUGAUAAAAUGGUGGAUGUUCCUUUUACAUCCGAUUGCAUUAGGAUGAAGAAAGUUUCAUCUGCUCCAUCUUACGAACUAGAGUGCAAAGAUCAUGAUGUAGUUAACUCUGAAGAAUGUGAAUCUGGAAUUAAGCAAUGGUGCGAGGCAAUGGAGAAGCAUAUGCCUCUUAUCUUAGGUCACUCUUAUGCAAUGGUGAGGGCUGCGUCUGUUACGUGUUUUGCGGGUAUCACUUCUUCUGUGUUCAUCUCUUUCCCAAAGGAGAAGCAGGACUUCAUUUUGUCUUCUUUAGUCCAUGCUGCUGUACAUGAUAAUGCAUCAUCAGUGAGGUCUGCUUCCUGUCGAGCCAUUGGUGUCAUUUCAUGUUUUCCACAAGUGUGUCAGAGUGCAGAGGUACUUGACAAGUUUAUUCAUGCUGUUGAGAUAAACACUAGAGAUGCCCUAAUCUCAGUGAGGAUAACGGCUUCAUGGGCAUUGGCAAAUAUAUGUGAUGCUAUUCGUCACUGUGUUAGAAUUCUUCACUUUGGACAGAUGGAUUCAAACUCCAACCCCCAGUUUAUUGUAUCAUUGAGCGAGUGUGCUUUGCGUCUUACAGAGGAUGGGGAUAAGGUUAAAUCUAAUGCUGUGAGGGCUCUUGGGUAUAUUUCACAAAUCUUCAAUUGUUCAAUGUCAAGAUCUCAAGAAGUGUCUGUGCAAAACCUUAACCAGAGGACUGAGGCCCCUCUCACUAGCGAGAAUCCUUUGACGUGUCAACGGCGUUGCCUAUUGGAUUCCCUUGAAGAUUUUCAUAGGCUGGAAAAAAUAGUUCAGGCAUUUAUUUCCUGCAUUACUACAGGGAAUGUUAAGGUCCAGUGGAAUGUUUGUCAUGCUCUAGGAAAUCUAUUCUUGAAUGAGACAUUAAGGCUGCAGGACAUGGAUUGGGCUCCGGUCGUGUUUGGCAUUCUUCUGCAGCUACUGCAUAAUUCGUCAAAUUUUAAGAUCAGGAUACAAGCUGCUGCAGCAUUGGCUGUGCCUUUGUCAGUUCAAGAUUAUGGACGAUCCUUCCCCGACAUUGUGCGAUCCAUAGAGCAUAUAAUGGAGAAUAUAGAUCAGGACCCAAUUUCUGGGCCUUCGAAUUUCAAGUAUAGGGUUUCAUUACAUAAACAGCUUACCUUGACAAUGUUACAUGUUCUACGCUAUACAUCAAGUACAAAUGAUCAAUUGUUAAAAGAUUUCCUAGUGAAGAAAGCAUCCUUUCUCGAAGAUUGGCUCAAUGGUCUAUGCUCAUCUGUUGGGAGGAUGAUUGAUGUUCCAGAUAAAUCUGUUGCAGACCGAAAGAAAGCAAUGAUAUCCAGCGCAAUACAAUCAUUGAUAGAAGUAUACAAAGAUAAACAACAGUAUGCAAUCAUGCAAAAGUUUGAGGAGUUGAAGAACAACAUAUAAAUGUGAAGUCAUAUAAUGAGAGUGGUUAAUGAUCCUACCAGGCAAAAUUUUACCAUUCUAGAUAGCAAGUGGAAUGAACAGGCCUCUGGAGGUGAACAAAUGUAAUCUGGAGAAUAGAUCAAGUUCAGUCCAGAUAAUUUAUUUGAUAAAGCAAUGUAUAGAGGAUGUAUUAGCUAUAUCAAUGGUAAAAAGAGAUUUCUUUUCUCAACAAGAGGAUGGUAUUGUGUCUAUAUAUAACAUUGUAAUCGUAACAGUUUUCCGGAACAAAUGAAUGGAAAUAUGGAAUGGAAGGAUUAACUACAUCAAUGGUAAAAGAAGAUUGCUUUUCUCAACAGGAGCAUCUUUUUUUUUUUUUUUUGGUUACAACAGGGGCAUCUUAUUGUAUCCAAAUAUUUCUCGUUGUAAUGAUAACAUUAUUUCCGGAACAUUUUAUGUUUUUUUUUUUUAUUAGUUUUGACAAUGUAGAUUAUAUUUGAAGCCAUUAGGUCUAUUGGUGAAGAGUUCAUAUGGUAUGUAUGAAGUCUUAGAUUCAAAUGUCAUUGACUCCAUUGUACACAAAACAUAAGUAAAUUAUUUGUUUCUAUGUUAACAUAUUCUUAUUCUUUUUA
This is a messenger RNA of Trifolium pratense (red clover), 4484 nucleotides long. Its product is annotated as HEAT repeat-containing protein 6. NCBI's taxonomy places the organism in Eukaryota, Viridiplantae, Streptophyta, Magnoliopsida, Fabales, Fabaceae. The transcript has 27 exons. The coding region runs from base 301 to 3876 and encodes 1191 amino acids. The record is from RefSeq and is a predicted model, not a curated record.